AUGUCCGAAGCCAAACAGAAGUUUGAAAGCAUCUUCCCUGCUCUUGUUGAUGAAUUGCUCGAGGUAGUUUCUGAGACCAAGAUUUCUCAAGAUGCUAUUGAUUGGAUCAAGCAAAAUCUCAUUUACAACACUCUUGGCGGUAAGGCUAACCGUGGUUUAUCAGUCAUUGAUACCUAUAAACUUUUGUCUGGUAAGAAAGAAUUGAGUGAUGCUGAGUAUAAACGUGCCGCUGUUCUUGGUUGGUGUGUUGAGCUGUUGCAAGCCUUUUUCUUGGUUGCCGACGACAUCAUGGAUGCCUCUAAGACCAGACGUGGUCAACCUUGUUGGUACCUUCAGGUAAGUUAA
This is a messenger RNA of Sugiyamaella lignohabitans, 345 nucleotides long. It is a transcript of the gene ERG20, whose product is annotated as bifunctional (2E,6E)-farnesyl diphosphate synthase/dimethylallyltranstransferase. Gene Ontology annotation, biological process: trans, trans-farnesyl diphosphate biosynthetic process. The transcript has a single exon. Bases 1 to 345 code for a protein of 114 amino acids. The record is from RefSeq and is a predicted model, not a curated record. Gene Ontology annotation, cellular component: cytoplasm. Gene Ontology annotation, molecular function: (2E,6E)-farnesyl diphosphate synthase activity; dimethylallyltranstransferase activity. NCBI's taxonomy places the organism in Eukaryota, Fungi, Ascomycota, Dipodascomycetes, Dipodascales, Trichomonascaceae.